This is a messenger RNA of Anisakis simplex (herring worm), 4917 nucleotides long. The record is from the annotation of a GenBank genome assembly. Lineage: Eukaryota; Metazoa; Nematoda; Chromadorea; Rhabditida; Anisakidae.
AUGAAUCGUUCGAAUUUCGAAGAAUUAUUCGAUGAGGACACAAGCAAUAUCGAUCGCAUUCACUAUUGGUAUGAACGCCUUGUUGAGUAUGAACUGGAUGAAAAUGAAUCACGAGAUGCACUUGAAGUGGUGAUUCGUGCUCUGAAAUGGGUCAUGCAAUUUGAACAUACUCGUGCCGAACAACUGAAAGAGCUGGCCGAAAAGGAUGCAUCUGAUCUAGCCGAAAAAGAGGAAAAUUGGGAACAGGAACGUGAGAAUUUGAAGAAAGAACUGGAAGAUGUUCGGGGAAAGUUACUGUCAACAAUCGGAAAUGAUCAGCUGAGUGAAACAUUCCGUGCACAGAUCGAUAGCCUUCGCGAAGAGAACGCUUAUUUAAAGGUACAAAAUAGAGAACGUGAUCGCGAGUUGGCUGAUCAGCGUGAUAAAGAAGAAGAAUUUUCAUCAAAAAUUGAGCAACUUGAAAAAGAACGUAAUGCACUGACAUCUCAGCAAAAUCAUUUGGAUGAUACGAUUCGAGAACUGAAUCGACGUUUAAGUAGUAAAACCGAACAGAGUGCAAAAAAUGAAUCCGAUGCACGUAAAUUGCGACAACGCAGUGAACAAGCAGCCAAACUUUCUUCUCAACUUCAAGAAGUGAUCCAUCAAAAUGAUCAACUAACUGCCGAAGUGGAACGUCUUUCAGAAGCACUUUCUUCAGCAAGCACGUACAUCGAAGAUACAACCAAUAAGUACUCAUUAAUGCAUGAACAACUGCUGAACAGUGAAGCAAUUAUUGAGCGUUUAUCGAAUGAAAACAAUCGUCUCGUGAAACAGAUGGAGGAAGGGAAAGAGACAUUGGAAAAACUGGAAAGUAACGAAUUGGAGUCUGAGAGACGUUUUGAAACAAUCAUGAAAAAGAAAGAUUCACAGCUUGAGAAAUUUCGUGAGAGUAUUCAACUGCUCCAGCUAGAUCUAGAAGAAGCAUAUGCUAGAAGUCGACUCGAUCGAACUGAAGAACGUGAACAUGAAUUAGAACGUUUACGCAAUGAGUUGGUGAGUGCAACCAAUUUGGUGCGUGAACUAUUCGGUAAAAGUGACAGCUCAGAAGAUCAUCAUCAAAACGCACAACUAAGACUCAAGGAAGUGGAAAGUUUAAAUGAACGAUUGCGAGAAGAGUCAAAACAACGCGAAGAAUUAGUGAAGAAUAUUGAAGUAAAAGAUACUGAAAAUAUGAAAAUCAAUGCAGAAAUGAAGCAUAUACGGGAGGCAAGAUUUGGAAGUGCUGAAUCCGAAAUCACUCGUCUCGAGGUUCAGUUGAAAUUUCGAGAUGAACAAAUUCAAAAAAUGUCCGCCAAAUGUUCGUUAUUACAAGCCGAACUUGCGUCACUUACUGAAAUGGAUCCGCAGAACAAAUGCACUGCUUUCAAAUAUGACAGUGUGAUCGAUGCUUCAGUGAAACCGCACGAAAAUGAACUGCAGAAUUGUGGAGAGCACUCAGAUGAUAGAAAAAUUUAUAAAGAAACAACCGAAAAAGGGAUUGAAACUGAAGCUGUUUCGUGGUUGAAUCCAAAUGCAUCGAAUAAGCAACAGCAUGAGGUUACUGCAAACGAUCUCAGUGCUAAAGCAUUGAACAGUUGGGAAGCCAGUGCGGUACUAAUCUCUUCACUCAACUGCGAAAUAAUGCUUCUCAUGCAGGAAGUUGAUGAACGAGUGAAACAACAUGAGCAAAUAUCAAAACUGCUGUUGGAUGGAGUUCCGGAAGUUAACAAAAUAAAAGCAAAUUAUAUAAUCUUGCAAAAAGAAGCAGCUGCUUUAACUGAUAAACGAAACAAUAAGGAUCACAUUCAAGAAAACGUGAUGAUUGAGGAGUAUGAAAUUCAGUUAAAAGAGUACAAGCGUAUAUGUGAAUCGGUACGAUUGAACGGUGAUGAGCUUCAACGACGUUUAGAAGAGACAAGUCGACGUUUAAUCGUCGAACGAAUCCAAAGCGCUCGAAGUUUUAGAAAAAUACAAGUAUUGGAGAGAUCCCGAAACGAAGCUCGUGAACAGUGUGCGAAAUUACGACGCAGACUCAACGAAAAUAUUUCCUUACAUAGUCGUCAGAUGAAACUGGCUAAUUAUGAAGCGGAUCUGAUGGCUAUUGAAAUGGCUCGACUUCAGGACAUUUUAUUGCAUUCAGUACCUGAAGUUGAAUAUCAGAAGUUAACCAAAAAAUAUAAAAUGGCGCUCCACCAAGAAUUUUUCUUCACAAGUAAUGCUGACGAGACAGAACAAAACGAACAUUUUGGUAUUCAGUUAUUGCGAAAAUGUGACAAUCAUAGUAUCGAUGCAGAGGUGGCUGCCAGGAAUGAGUAUUUCAAGAAUAUGAUCGCUGCUUUAUCGCAUCAAAUAGAUUACUGGCAAAUGGAAAAUGAGAAAGUCCGAUCUGAAAACGAUGAACUGAAAGCGUUUCUUGAAGAUAUUGAAUCUGAAUCGAACGUGAAAGCGAUGAUCGUCGCCAUUGAACGACGUUUUGUCAGUUUCAUUGCCGAGAGAUCGGAACGUGAACCAGAAGAGCUGUUGGCAUCCAGUCAAGCUCGCCAGUUUCAAAACGAACUCGCUAAAAAACGGCGUGAAUGGGCUGCUGAACGCAAGAAAUUAAUCGAAAUAAUUCAAUUUAUGCAGAGUAAUGUGCAGAAGAUUCGAAGAAAUGCAAUGGAGAUGAUGACAGUGGAGCAAGUGAUGGAGCUUAAGGACCGAAUCAAAACUGUUCAUGAGAAUCAGCUCAAGAGCGAACAAGAACUGGAAGAGGCAUCCAAGCGCAAACAAGAGGCCUCUUUGCAGUUGAUGAAGGCAGAAGCACUGCAACGAAGCUUCGACGCAUUAAAAGAGGAUAACUAUGACUUAAUUAAACUUCAAAAGACCAUCCAAGUCACUCAUUUGAAUUUACUCAAUGUUACCAGCCAAAUGGACAUGUUGAAGUCACAGGUUGAGAAAAAAGACACUCAAAUUGCUUCGCAAAAAGAAGAAAUCAGCGAGUUGAAGAAGCAAAUCUGUGAUUGGAUGAGUGAAAAUUUGCGUAUGGAAAAUUUGCUAACCGAAGAAUUAGAUGAUAAGCGAAGUGGAAUGAUGACGAUCGAAAUGGAAGAACAUGGUACAGGCGGACGUUGGUUGGAUAGUAGAUAUGUGUCAGAGGAUUCAGAGGAAAGUGUGGUAUUAGGUGCAGAUUCGCUUGCGAGCUUCACGAACAACGACAUACGAACCAAGACGAUCGUUUUCGAUAACUCGAAUGAAUACGAGAAAAAAAUUCGAUAUAUUCGAGAAACCGCUGAAGUUUGCAUUCAGAAUUAUAAGGAUCAGUUGGAUUACAAAGAGGAGGCGAUUAAAAAAUACAAGGCGUUAUUAGAAAAUUUGCAAAAUGACCGUGAUGCUACCGAGAGACACACAGAAAAUCGUACAGAUGAAUUGGUGAAACAAAGAAGAUGGAAAAAAUCAGAGGAACUGCUAAAUGGCAAAGAAUUAGAAGAGAAGAAGCGUGAAAUUGUGAAACUAAAAACUGAAAUAAAAGACUUGGAAGAUGCAAAUUAUCGUCUUGGUGAGCAAGUUCAGGAGCAACAAAAAAUAGGUGGAUGCAAACGAGUGGAACGUCAUGAAGCGUUUGUGCAAACGAGUUUCGACGAGCGUUUGAAUAAUGAAAACAGUAUGCAAAAUGAGGAUCAUCUUUUUGGCAUUAGUCAGGUAGACGGAAGAGAUAAAGAAGCAUGUGCAGAACUUCACGAUUCGAGUUCUUUACCAAAAGACAUUUUGCAAUCAAACGAUGAAUACGAUAGGGAAACAAGGAAUGAACGGUGCAUAAUGAUAAGUCCAAGCAAUCCCGAAAAAGUUGACUCUGAAGAUCGAAUCAGAAUGGUCCAACAAUUCAACGAAUCAAUCAGACAAGAGCAAUCCAAAUGCGUUAGUCUCAGCAAUGAAAUUCGACGACUCAAACAGAGACUGAACGUGGCAAAUGCCGAAAAUCAAGAACUGCAGAAGGCGUGUGAAAAUAUUCGUUUGGAGGCAUUAACACAAAUUGGCCAAAAAUAUACGAAAAUCGACCAAGAAAGUGUUGAUUUAGAAUCCACACAUUUGAGAAAAGAAAUUCAGAAGCUUAAAUCUGAAAUCAAUCUUCAACGUAGAACAAUCAAAUCACAGAAGGAGACUAUUGAAAUGUUUCAAAGUGAGCAGAAGAAAGGUGAAUUGAAAACAACUAAGGAUGAAUUGACACGAUGGCGUGAAAGGAAACUACGCGAAAAUAAUGCAAACGUGCUUCGAAGAAGGUUGAUUGAAACUGAAGAACGUUUGAAUGAAUUAGAAGUGAAAUUGUUGAGACGUGAAAAACGUAUUACUCAAAUGGAACGUGACGAGAAAAUUCGAAUGGCUGAUCAAGAACGUAUUUGUCUAAUGAAUGAAGAACUGAAACGACAACAUGAGUCGAUAUCAGGUGAACGUGAUCAACUCAAUAUCAAGCUGAUCACUACUCAACAGACUCUUGAAGCUCUUCAUCGACAAAUCGAUAUAUUCAAAAAGGAAAAUUUGAGUUUAAAUGAAAAACUCGAGAAGAUGGAAAAGUUAUCGUUUAAACAACAAAACGCAGAAAUACUUGUGAAUGAUGAAAAAGUAAAAUAUGAAGAAAACAUAGCAGCAGCCAUUCUAGCAGAAACGAACAAUCGUAACGAUGAAAGGCGUUCUCUACAGAAAAAGCUUAGACUAACUGAACUUCGUUACGAAGAAGCGAUGGAACGUUUGAAUUCAUUAGAAAAAGAAUACCAAAAUCUUCGCAUUGAUUACGAAAGUUUAGUGGAAAGAGAAAAGAGUCAUAGAAAGGAAAAGCAUGAAGGUGCUGCGGUAGCUGUUCUCAGAGAUAAGUUAAUGGCCAAAGAGAAACUUAUCAAUGAACUGGUUGGUUCGAUCUUAACUUGA